Manihot esculenta (cassava) is the source of this 967-nucleotide messenger RNA. RefSeq lists its product as uncharacterized. Bases 77 to 655 code for a protein of 192 amino acids. The transcript has a single exon. NCBI's taxonomy places the organism in Eukaryota, Viridiplantae, Streptophyta, Magnoliopsida, Malpighiales, Euphorbiaceae. The record is from RefSeq and is a predicted model, not a curated record.
UCUAUAAAUCCCAUUUGCUAGAAACCCCACCACCCCACAAGCCAAGAGGAAACAAAAAUAAAGAAAACAAAACACAAUGGUCACACCAUCAAAUCUCAAAACCCUGCACUCUCAAGUCUUCUCUGCAAAGUCACCAUCUUCAACCUUAACCUCCAUGAAGAUCAAAACCCUUAUCCACACUCUCAUCAUCUCACACGUGUGCCGGAUGGUUCGAGCUCUCUCCAAAGCAAAAACAAUGCUUCUGCAAAUUCUCAAAGAAAGUCAACCCAUAAAUCUCAUCUGUGCUACAAAGGAAACCAAAAGAAAGCACAGGCAAAGGAAGGUGUUCUUUGGUUCAUUUAGAUUGCAUUAUAACUGGUGCUCCUCCCAUGUCUUGCCAGUUCAAGAACCAGCUUUUUACUAUGAUUCAACUUGGAAUUCUUUGAUUACUAUGAGUGAUCAGGAAAAUCAAGAGUCUCAGCUUUCUGGGUAUCUUCAUUGGCUUGAAAAUCAGAAGGUUCAAGAGAAGUCUUGUAAUGGAGAUGAUGAUGGAGAUCAUGUGAAUGAGAUAGAUCGUCUAGCAGACAUGUUCAUUGCUAACUGCCAUGAAAAGUUCAGGCUGGAGAAGCAAGAAUCCUAUAGGAGAUUCCAGGAGAUGAUGACUAGAAGCAUGUGAAUGUGUGAUUCACAUAUGUUCCUUAAUUUUCUUUUCUUUUCUUUUUCUUUCCCAUUCUUCUAUGUGAAUUGCAUUGGUGGGGUGUGGAAAGCACAUAUUCAAAUGGGAGUGCAUGCAUUGAUUGAGGGCUAACUUUAAUUUUCCUUUUCUAGUCAUUCUUAUUAAUUUUUUUUUUCCUUUAUUUUUCUUUUUAGUUUUUGUACUUUUAUUUUGUAAUGAUGGGAGUCUUGAGAAUUGUACAUGAUAAUGGGGUUUUGUUGGGGGCUAAAUAUUUGUGCAAUUCUUCUCUUGUUAUGCAAUCAAGAAUUUCUU